AGCUCACAAUUCAAAACAAUUCUAGUUUCUUCCAAAUCUUCCACCUUAAAUAUCUCCUCAAUUUCCCCUUUUUUCUAAUUCAUACAACCAAAAAAAAAAAGACAUCAUGGGAAAAGGUGGUGGAUGUGUUGUUAGCAAGAACAAGAUUCCCAAAUCCUCAAAUAAAUAUGCCAAUUCUGCAAAAAAUUCCAUCAAGGUUCCUUCUCCUACCAAUAAUAAGAGCCUUAAAGUUUUCAUUGUGUUUUAUUCUAUGUAUGGACACGUGGAGAGCUUAGCAAAGAUGAUGAAGAAAGGAAUAGAGACAGUUGAUGGAGUUGAAGGGGUACUGUAUAGAGUCCCUGAAACAUUGUCAGAGGAUGAUCUUGUCCAAAUGCAGGCCCCACCUAAGGAUGACUCUAUUCCUGAGAUAUCAUCUCCGUCACAGCUUGCUGAUGCUGAUGGAUUCUUGUUUGGAUUUCCCACCAGGUUUGGUUGCAUGGCGGCUCAGAUGAAGGCCUUGUUUGAUUCAACUGGACUUUUGUGGAAGGAGCAGAAGCUUGCUGGAAAGCCUGCUGGAUUUUUUGUGAGUACUGGAUCUCAAGGAGGUGGACAGGAGACCACUGCUUGGACAGCAAUCACCCAACUAGCACACCAUGGAAUGCUGUUUGUUCCAAUUGGUUACACUUUCGGAGCUGGCAUGUUCGACAUGGACUCCGUCCGAGGAGGUUCGCCUUAUGGUGCUGGAGUUUUCGCCGGAGAUGGUUCAAGAAAAGCUACUGAAACAGAACUGGCAUUGGCAGAACAUCAGGGCAAAUAUAUGGCUGCAGUAGUCAAGAAGUUGGUUCAUGGUUGAUGAGGAAAGUUCCUCAAUAUGUUUUAUUUUACUCCGACAUUGGUUAAUUUUUCAUUCUUAUUGGAAUGAGAAUGGUCAUGAAGAUGAUGAUAGAUCUUCUUUAUUAAGACUAUAGAUUGUUUAUUGCCUCCACCAUUUUCCCUGCUUUGGCCUCAGAAUAUCAGUUUAUCAACCAUUUUCCUUGUGCUAAAAAUUAUUGAUGGUUAAUGGUUCCAUGUUCAUUUUCAA
Messenger RNA from Lycium barbarum (goji berry), 1060 nucleotides. Its product is annotated as probable NAD(P)H dehydrogenase (quinone) FQR1-like 2. The record is from RefSeq and is a predicted model, not a curated record. Gene Ontology annotation, molecular function: FMN binding; NAD(P)H dehydrogenase (quinone) activity. The coding region runs from base 107 to 832 and encodes 241 amino acids. Lineage: Eukaryota; Viridiplantae; Streptophyta; Magnoliopsida; Solanales; Solanaceae. The transcript has 3 exons.